CUGAAGGAUCGCGGUCGUGGAAUUCAGCAGGGGCCCUGGCCUUGUCGCCGAUUCAGCGCCGAGGCCUUGUGUGAUCUCUCACCCCCUCGGGCUGUGUGGAUGAGUCCGGAAGGGCAGGCGUCGGGACGUGGCGCAGGCGCAGUGAGGCCGGAAACAUGGCGUCCAGGCCCAAGCGGCGCGCUGUGGGCAGUGGAGCUUCGCGGCCGCUAGACUCCCGGGUCCCGCGGCCUGAGGAGGAAGCGGAAGAUGAAGUCGAGGACGAGGACGAAGACGGUGAAGACAGUGACGAAGACGAGGAUGAGGACGACGAGGUCGUCGACGAGGAAGUGAACGUUGAAUUUGAAGCUUAUUCCAUCUCACAGAAUGAUUACGACGGAGUUAAGAAGUUACUGCAGCAGCUUUUUCUAAAGGCUCCUGUGAACACUGCAGAACUAACAGAUCUCUUAAUUCAACAGAACCAUAUCGGGAGUGUGAUUAAGCAAACGGAAGUUUCAGAAGACAGUGAUGACGAUGUGGAUGAAGAUGAGAUUUUUGGCUUUAUAAGUCUUCUAAAUUUAACUGAAAGAAAGGGUACCCAGUGUGCUGAACAAAUUAAAGAGUUGAUUCUGAGCUUCUGUGAGAAGAACUGUGAGCAGCACGUGGUUGAGCAGCUGGAUAAGCUCCUAAGCGACACGAGCCGGCCUGUAGGCUUCCUGCUGAGCGAGCGGUUCAUCAACGUGCCUGCCCAGAUUGCCCUGCCCCUGCACCAGCAGCUCCAGAAAGAACUAGCGGAGGCACACAAAACUAACAAGCCAUGUGGGAAGUGUUACUUCUACCUUCUGAUUAGCAAGACAUUUGUGGAAGCAGGAAAGAACAAUUCCAAAAGGAAAUGGAGCAACCAAAAGAAAGAUGAGUUAAUGUUUGCAAACGCAGAGGAAGAAUUUUUCUAUGAGAAGGCAAUCCUCAAGUUCAACUACUCGGUGCAGGAGGACAGCGACACGUGUCUGGGAGGCAGAUGGUCCUUCGAUGACGUGCCCAUGAAGCCCUUGCGAACUGUGAUGUUAGUUCCAUGUGACAAGAUGAAUGAAAUCAUGGAUAAACUGAAAGAGUAUCUAUCUGUCUAGCCCAUUUCCUGUGGACAGUGCUGGGCUUGUUUUUGUAAAAUUACCAGAAUACUCAGUGGACAUUUAGUGAAAAACUCAUGACUUUAUUUAGAUUUAGGUCCUCUACAAAAGUAGGGUUCUGUUGCCUGUGUCUGUGACACAUUUACAAAAUACCUUUUUUUUUUUUAAAUUUGGUCAAAUUAUGUAUGGUUAAAAACUCCCAAUACGAAGAAAAACAUGGAGUGGUAAUUUAAAGAACUCAUUAAAAAUGUCUAUUUUUAUUUUUAAAUAA
Molecule: messenger RNA, 1374 nt
Organism: Rhinolophus ferrumequinum (greater horseshoe bat)
Lineage: Eukaryota; Metazoa; Chordata; Mammalia; Chiroptera; Rhinolophidae
Gene: BCCIP
Product: BRCA2 and CDKN1A interacting protein
Exons: 7
Coding region: 156-1103 (315 amino acids)
Cellular component (GO): nucleus
Source: RefSeq, a predicted model, not a curated record